AAGGUGAAAGAAAGGCAUAUGGCGUACGUUUCUAUUUUUGCUAAACCGAGAUAAAAUUAAAGUAAAAAACGGUGUGUUGUGCGUAGAUAUCUGUAGGAAAUCGAAGAUCGUUUACAGUGUAUCACACAAAUGUCCCGCGUUGAAGUUUUCCGGUGAUUUUCUGUUUGUUUACGUAUGUGCGUAUGUUGAGUUUUUGUUGACGAAAUAUAAAAAAACGGACUGUGAUAUUAAGCUUAGUUGUAACAUAGUAAGAAUCAGUUUCUCCGUUUCAUAUUCUCACUAGAUUCCGGUUUAUUUAUUAAUUAGUUAGGAGCGACUUAGAGCAUAAGUGAUAUUUUUCAAAAAAACAAAGACUGAGCGAUUUGGACGAAUUUUUACCAAAGACAGAAAAGACAGUUGUACAUAGUUUUACACGAUUCGAGGAUGUCGGUGACUGAGGAGGCCGCCGCCAGCACGAGCGACGCCGCCCCCGCGGACGGCCCCAGCGCCAAAGGGGAUGAACAAGGGGUGAGCCUGACGGGAACGCCGGAACUCUCCGAUCCCGCCAUCCUGGCCGUCAAUCCCAAGUUCCGCUACGGCAAGGAGGAGCUGCUGAAGCUGAGGGACGCGCCGCUGUCGCAGCGGAAGCCCGACUUCUUGGACGUCAACGAAGUUUCUCCGACUAUUUGGGACCCCACGCGCUGGAACUCCGAUCGCAAGAAAUCUGACACCCCCACGGAAAACGGAACCAGACUAGGCGACGAGCACAGGCGCCGCCCUGGCGACCCCCGCGAGCGCCUCCGCAAAGAGAACGACGGCAUCGUCCUCAGCCCCCAGCGCCGCAGCUUCAACUCGGGCUGCUGCGUGCCGGGGCGGGAGCCCCGCAGCGCCGCCAACCGCCCCCACAGCCCGCUGGGCGGCAAGAGCGACGCGCCGCCGCACCUGGGGGGCGGCCGCGAGAUCCAGACGAGCAACCGGCGCAUCGGCAGCGGCCGCAUCCUGAGGGACUCGUGGGACUUCGGCGAGAAGCAGGAGAGCAACGAUAACGACUACAACUUCAGGCCGCAGCCGCGGGGCGACAACCAGGAGAGGCGGACGUUCGGGCGGGACUUCGACGGGGGCAGGGACAAGGAGAAGGAGAGGCGGGGCGGCAGGUUCGGCGACAGGCGGAGGAUCGGCGAGUCGCGGGACGAGGAGCCCGAGUGGUUCUCGGGGGGGCCGUCCUCGCAGAACGACACGAUCGAGUUGCGCGGCUUCGACGAGUCGGAUCGGCUCGGCAAGAAGAAGAUGUCGCCGUCGCAGGCGAAACGGGCGAGGGAUUGGUUCAAGAAGAAGAGCGAGGUGGCGAGCGUGACCGAGGAGAAGGAGGAGAUUGUUAUCGAGGGCGGGCCGGACGGGAGGUCCACCCCGCAGGUGACGGACGGGGACAAGGAGGGCGGUAAUGAGGGCGGGGCGAAUGUGGCGAGCACGAAUCAUGCGGGCGGGGAGGGUCAGCAGGGUGGAGAAGGCGACGGGAAGAAUUGCCAAGAGAAGAAUUUGAGCGACCAGUCGUACAUUUUUGAGGAUAUUUUGAAGAGCGACACGAUUCCAGGGCUACCGGGGUUGCUUACUAACGGCGUGGGCGGCGACGGCGACACCAACGGCAAAUCCCGCUUCAGCAAAUGGUUCACCACCGAAAGCAUCACCACCGAGAGCCGCCGUUCCUCGAUCCAAGACGAGUCCAUCAUCAAGAACCUCCUCAAAGACCUAAACGAGCCGAGCGUCUCCAUCCCUGGCGACUCCAGCUCCUACUUCGCCCCCAUCUCCCCGGCCGCCAACACCGGCGCCGCCAUCGGCGGCGGCGUCCCCGCCGCCAACACCAAGUCCAUCAACAUCAUGGAGAUGCUGCAGCGAGGCAAGCAGAACGAAGCCGCCCUGAAGCCGCAGGUCGCCGGGCGCAUCCUGAAUCUAAACGAGAUCGAAGCCAAGAUGCGCCAGAGCAGCAGCGACCCGCCGCAGAUGCACAAGCACUCCCAGAAGACCGAGGAGGACAUGAGCGCGUUCAACCGCCUCCUCGCCAACAUGUCGAGCACGCACAGCGCCGCCAACGGCCCGAUGAAGGCGCAGCCGAUGAGCCUGAUGGAGAUGCUGUCGCACUCGCAGCAGCUGGACGAGGCGCACGCGCGCAUGAACCAGCUGCUGGGGCCGGCGAGUCCGGGGGCGUCGCCGCACGACCUCGCGGCGAGACUCCAGCAGGUGCAGAGCCAGCAGCAGCAGAAGCAGCAGGUGGAGAUGCUGACGAAGCUGAUGAACGCGGGCAUGCAGGUGCGGGCGUCGCCGCUCCCGGAGAUGGGGCUGCAGCAGAGCAGGGAGCUGCUGAGCCGGCCGGAGGCGCAGGCGAUACUGCAAGGUCUGAAAAUUGGCGAUAUCACGCCGCAACACUUGUACCAGCAAUUGGCCAAUCCGGCCCUGCAGCCCCGCCACCGCGAGAUGCUGGUCACCAUAUUGAAAUUGCAAGGUGGUGGGGGCGUGGGUCCGAGCCCUCGGGUGCUGAGCCCCGUCGCACCCCACCCCAUGUUCCAGCAGCAGCAGCAACAACAGCAAUUGCGCGUCUCGCCCCUGCCGCCGAACGCGCUGCAUCAGCGUAUUCCGUCGCCGAGGGAGCUGCAAGUGCACACGCAGAAUAUACUGCAGAGGGCGCUGAUUAAGAAGAAGCUGGAGGAGCAACAGGAGAACUAUAGGAAGAAGCAGGAGAUGCAGCAGAGGGGGCAGAGCCCGAAUAACAACAAUAAUAACACGAGCAGCAACAACAAUAACAACAGCACGACCCAGGCGAAGAGCGUCUCGUCCCCGACGCCACUGGCAUUCACGCCGACCUCAGUAUUACGAAAAAUGACGGCAGAGAAAGAUGAAGGCGCAAAAGACGUGAGCAAGCUCGUCGACGGCGGCAAGCUCACCCAAGGCCGCGCCGUCACCGGCAUGCGCCCCCAAACGCAACAACAGCAGCAGCCGCCGACGCAGCAGCAGCAACAGUGGCCGCCGUACCAGAUGAACAUGAAGCAAGCCGGGAGGCCGAUCGUCAAGGCCAACAGCUUCCAGCCGCAGCAGCAACAGCAGCCGGAGCAGUUCUUCAGCCAGGCGCAGCAGCAGAAGUACUUGAGCCAGUUGCAGCAGCAACAGCAGAGAAAGCCGCCGUAUCACGGUCACGGUUCGAUGCCAGGUCAUCUUCCUCAGUAUCCCAAUCCUAAUAGUCAGCAGUUCUCUCAGCUAACGCAACAGCAGCUGAGGGCGCAGCACCAGCAGCACGCCAGGCCGACCAGCGUACAGCAGCCGGGGGGGCAGCAGCAGGCGUACGGCAACCAAGGGAACGCGUCCUGGCAACAGUACCUUAAUCCGCAGCAGAACAGGGGGCAGGUGGGCCGAGGGGGCGUCAACGACGGCGACCUGUCGCCGACCAGCAACCAGUUGACGCGUUGGUUUUCGCCCGACCUUCUGGAAAGGGCCCGAGUGGGUGAGCUUCCGAGCACGGCCGGCCUCUCUCAGCACCUCCUCAGCCUGGAAGAAAUCGAAAGACUCACGGCCCCACCAGUCCAUAAUUAAGUUUUCUUACUCAGUACCUGGCCUGUUCAACUCGUUCUAUAUUUUUGUGGCAACCAACGGUUAUUACUAUAAUUUUAAAAGUAUCAAUGUCAACGAAAGGACUAUUCCACUAGUGGUGAUGACAAAAAUCAUAAAAAAAUAUUGUUCGUAGCUGAUGACGUGUCAAAUGAUUGUUUUUUGGUUCUCGGAAUACUCACGACCGCCGGCUCGCGACAAACCCGAUCCUUUGAAAAUGUAAUUUUUGUAAAUAGCCAUGAAAAAUGAUUCAAUUGUGAUAGUCGUAGUAAGUUGGGUCGGGUUUGUGGCACCCGGGCCGGUCGCAAAGAGGUCGAUAAAGCUCCAUAGAUGUGUCUCUGUGUGAAAUAGCACGUUUUCGUUUCCUCGUGUCGAGUUUGGUUUCUGUGUUUAGGUGGGAUUUUGGAAAAGCGAUUCAUUUCUUAUAAUAGUUCGGUAAAGAGUUUCAGUUGCUGUUUGAUGUUUUCUUAGGAUUUUUCGUUUGGUUUUGGUGUUGAUUCGAUUCAAGUCGGAGCUUUAGACGCCGUUCGCUGUUUAAACAAGAAUAUAUUAUAUAAUAUACACAUAUAAACGUACAAUGUAAGAACAUACUGUACUACUGUUAAUUAAGUAUAUAUAAGGAACUGAUGAUGAUGAUGUUUUUAAUUUGUGUUCUUUUAUCGAAAUUCGGAGGCGCACUUGCGCGUUUUAACUUCCGUUUUGUCUUGACAACCGUCUUAAAUUCAAUGCGACGCUGGUAACAGUGCAUUUCUGUCAAGAACGAAAAUUUGUUGCAACAGAAAAUUAAACAUUCCGUUCGCGUGUUAUUUAUUCUAUUCAUGAUCAUUUCAGCUUUGUGUGUACAUUCUUUCUUUCGAAAAAAAGAUGUGACUAAAUUCUGUCAGACUCAUUUUCGUCCGUUCAAUUAUUUGUCUCUCUCAAGCUUGCAUGAGUUUUAUUUUUAAAAAUCAAUCAAAUGUCAUGUAACUAUCGACAUAUUUUGUUUUCAAGUCAAUAAAAAAAGCAAACAUU
Molecule: messenger RNA, 4584 nt
Organism: Zophobas morio
Lineage: Eukaryota; Metazoa; Arthropoda; Insecta; Coleoptera; Tenebrionidae
Product: eukaryotic translation initiation factor 4E transporter
Exons: 11
Coding region: 424-3558 (1044 amino acids)
Biological process (GO): negative regulation of translation
Cellular component (GO): nucleus; cytoplasm
Molecular function (GO): mRNA binding
Source: RefSeq, a predicted model, not a curated record